CUGCGGUUCCUGCCCGGCGUGCGGGCGCUGUGACUGCUCCUCCGGGGCGGACUGGCGCCUCGGCUGCACGUCGACGCCUCCCGUGCGGGGACUCCGUGGCGUCGCAUUCCCUCGGAGCGGGAGACACGCACCUGAAGCUCUGGGGCUGGCGGCCGCUACGGCGCUUGCUCCGGUCUCCGGCGCAGUCCGGGUCUCCGCGGCCGCACGGUGCGCCCGGGAGAGUGCGCCGCCCCGGGCGCGGUAGAGCCCAGGCGACAAGGACCGGGCGGAUCCUGCGCCCCCUGCCACGGGCCACAGAGGGCCAGCCGGGCUGCGCGCGGCGGAGUUGCUGCGCUUCUUAGCGCGCCGAAGCCCCAGAAGACCCCUGCCUCCUGCGAGCCAAACAAACUGAGUCCUCUGAUUUCAACAGUGGAACACAACUUUGGCGCUGGGGAGAGGCCAAGAAAGGAGAGGGAAUCUCCCAUAACGACGUUUGAACUGAGCACAUUACUGGAACGCAGAAAUACUUUUUUGGACAACUGUUUCUCCAAGGACGGUGAAGCCCUCGAGCCCCAUGUGACUGCCUGUGAAGAGCUGCCUUCGUCCGCUGGCCCCCCGGCUCCACCAUGGGUCCUGCAGGAAGCACACUGAGCGCUGGGCCCCUUCAGAUGCAGAUGGUUCUCUGGGGAAGUCUGGCUGCCGUGGCCAUGUUCUUCCUCCUCACCUUCCUCAUCCUUCUGUGCUCCAGUUGUGACAGAGAGAAGAAGCCAAAGCAACACAGCGGGGACCAUGAGAAUCUAAUGAACGUGCCUUCUGACAAGGAGAUGUUCAGCCAUUCAGCGACCAGCCUGACAACAGAUGCCCUGGCCAGCAGUGAACAGAACGGGGUGCUCACCAAUGGCGACAUUCUUUCAGAAGACAGCACCUUGACCUGCAUGCAGCAUUAUGAGGAAGUUCAGACCUCGGCCUCCGAUCUUCUGGACUCGCAGGACAGCACAGGAAAGCCCAAGAGCCAUCAGAGCCGGGAGCUGCCAAGGAUUCCCCCAGAGAACGCCGUGGACGCCAUGCUCACAGCCAGGGUGGUGGAGGGGGACUCAGGGCCCGGCAUGGAGGGGCCCUACGAGGUGCUCAAGGAUAGCUCCUCCCAGGAGAACAUGGUGGAGGACUGCCUGUAUGAAACUGUGAAGGAGAUCAAGGAGGUGGCAGACAAAGGGCAGGCUGGCAAGUCCAAGUCCACGUCCGCCUUGAAGGAGCUUCAGGGUGCCCCCGCAGAGGGAAAACCCGACUUUGCUGAGUAUGCCUCUGUGGACAGAAACAAGAAGUGCCGCCAGAGCGUCAACGCAGAGAGCAUUCUGGGAGCGUCCAGUGACCCGGAAGAGGAAGCCCCCCCACCUGUCCCGGUUAAACUUCUGGAUGAGAAUGCAAACCUUCCAGAGAAGGCAGAGGCAGAGGCAGAAGAGCAAGCUCCGGAGGGGACCAGUGGACACAACAAGAGAUUUAGUUCCUUGUCAUACAAGUCUCGGGAAGAAGACCCGAAUCUUACAGAAGAGGAGAUCUCGGCCAUGUAUUCCUCAGUGAAUAAACUCGGACAGUCAGCACACAAACCCGGACCAUCUCCGAAAGGGUCAGAGUUGACCUGCCAGUCCAUGCAGGUACCCCCUCAGAGGUCAUCCUCUUCCUGUAAUGACCUCUAUGCCACUGUGAAAGACUUCGAGAAAUCUCCCAACAGCCUCUGCACACCUCCCCCAGCAAGGAGGCCCAGUGAGGAACCCGAGCCUGACUAUGAAGCCAUACACAAUCUAAACAGAGAGGAAGAAAAGGUCCCUCUGGAGACCAAUGGCCACCUCGUCCCCAAGGAGAAUGACUACGAGAGCAUUGGGGACUUGCAGCAAUGCAGAGAUAUCACCAGGCUUUAGCAACCCAGAAAGAAGUCUCAAAGAGCCUGUGAUGGGGCUCAUGCAGGACCACUCGGCUGUGGAAUGAUAAGACAUCAAUGUCAUGUUGCUUUAGUUAACCCAAGUCAAGCACAGGGUCACAGCUGUUCCCCAGUUUCUGAAGCAGUAAGGUAUGGACCCACCUGUCAGGGCAGGACCCCUUGCUCACGAGGACCCCCAGGUAGAUGUGACCUCCACAUCCCACAGAGGAAGGCAGGCUGUGAGGGGAAGCUCCACCGGCCAGUGCUGGAAUUCCAUCUGCCUGGGAUACCUGCUGCCUUGUGGAGCCAGGUUUCCUUCCUCACUCUCCUCCUCUGCUACCAGAGCUAAAUCAUCCCGCCUUCCACCACUUGUGACCUGGCCACAUCUGUGCUUCAUCCCAAGGAGGGUUUCCCACAGGCUUGGCACCAUCUUCCGCUGGAUGCUAGGAUGGUGAGAACAGGCUGCUGGUCCCACCGGCUUCCCAGAUCUGCCUGUUUGUCCCUGGGCAUCUGGACGGUACAGGCUAUAGGUUGGGGGUGGGGUGUCCCUGGAGGCUCUAGGGUCUUUUCUCCUAAUUGUGACAGCGCACCUGCAAUCUUUCCACUGUAUUUGAGGUAGUUUAGAUGCUUUUCCUAUUUUUCCUGUUCAAACCUUCCCCCACGGUGUUCGGAAAGCUUGUCAGAGUUUCGGAACUCCCAGUGACAACCAUGGUACUUCUGACGUUGUUUAAGCCCAGCGCUCUUCCUUCCAAACAGAGCCUUAACGUUUAUGUUGGGACCCAGACCACAUGUGGGGACAGCAGCCAUGGUGUCUAUCCCCAAAGGGCUGCGGACAUGAAUUUGUAUUCCCAGUGAUCUCUGCUCCCCACAUGUGUGACUUUCCUGUCAUUGAUGGUAAUCUAAGAGUAAAGUGUAAACAUUUAUUUUAUUAUAUAAAUUUAUAAGAUGUUUUAUGUUCAUGCCUAAUUUCUAGAAAGUGCCAGAAAACGCAACCUCUUCUAAACUAUUUUGAUUUUAUGUACGAUGAUUUAUACUCUCAAUUUGAAAAGGCACCGUACAGCACAUAAGCUAGAUAAUUAUGAGCAGUUUCUAUUCUUUUCUCUAACAAAUAACAUAACAUUGAAGACUUGUAAGAACUCAGCUUUCCAAAUGGUAUUGGGAGCUCCAGAUUCAGAACACCCAGACCACUGGUGACACACCAGCAGUAAUGACCAUGUCAAAGUGACAGACACCACUGAGACAGUCAGUGCUAAAAAGAGAGCAAACUCUGGCUUCAAAAGUUUGAACUUGCUGAAGGGCUCAGACUCAUUAACAUCUGAUAUCUCUAAGAACCUCAGUGGAGGUGUCCACCGUGCGGCACUUGCCAGUGCAAAUUGCCUGUUAGACUUUUUUUUCCUUCAUUUAACAAAAAUCAGUGGUUGAAGUAGCUCAGAUUACCAGUUCAGCCUGCUUUCAAUUCAAUCAUCUCUCUAGAUCUUCCAAGGCCAACAUUGGGAACCGUGUUCACUUUUCAGUCUUAGAAGAGCCUAGCCAAAGUGCAGGCAGGAAGCCUUCCGGCACUGAUACAGACAGAGGCCAUUCCCCGCUCCUGCUGUGACUUCUGACCCUAACCACGUAAUAACCACGCUGUUCUCCCUCCUGUGAGACUCCCAGAGUGUGACUGGGAGGGUGAAGUGCCCAGCUGUGGCCUGUGUUCCCAUCCCUGUAUUCAUGAACUGUCUUUAUCGCUGCUGUGUAUCAGGCUUGUGGGGCUGUAAACUCUUGUGGGUGGUGUCAGUCAGCCCAGUCCACCCAUGAAGAUGCCACACAGAUAAACAGAACCACUGCCGAUCAGACGGUAACAAGCAGGGCACCUCGCUGCCCCAGGAGCAGCAGAGGGCAAGGAUCUUCCACAAACACAGACUUCCACCGCUGUGUAUCAAUGAGUUUGACCCAAGCAUCUCCCGGGUCCCAAGGGUCCCUCUAGUACCUGGUGCUACCCCUGACACACAGCCCUCCCAGCCUGUGCUGGCCACACUGCCAAUCCUUCACAGGCACCUUCCAGCUCACAAGUUUGAUUGUGCUUUAUAAAAAGUCUUACUUAGCAGGUAAGCUGGUGUGGGCGCUGAAGUAUUUAACUUUCUUUAAAGACAAACUGAUUAUAAACAAUCAUGUCAUCUUGAUAUCUCAUCAUCAGAAUGUCCCCCAAGUUUUCAGAUAUCAUAUGCAACAUCGUUGUAAAAUGUGCACUGAAAUCGUGCUGCUGGCUUGAGCAGCGGAGACUGAGUUGUGGCGGAGAGCGCCCUGAGUGUACUUUUCAAGGGACUGGGCAGAGGAACGGGCGAGGAGGAGCUUUGCUCGGCCGAGCUCGGUACAUAAUUGCUAUGUGUUUAUUGCUGUGCCAUCGUUGUUCGACUCGAUUACCCAGGGUUUCUCCGCUUCAUUUUGUGGUGUUGUAACUUUUUACUCCUUUACUUGACUCAAAAUCUGUGUUCCUGUCUGAGCUGGACAGAGCCUGUGGUUGUUUCAAAGUCUUAGCCUAAAUGUUACAGAGUUUAAGCUGGUGAAGGUAAUAAUCAAAGUAGACCACACGGUACACAGAAGCCCUCACCGCUGGCCUCCGCAGUGUGCAUCCGAGCAUAGCCAGCCUAUGUGAGUCAUCCCCAAAGAAAAAUAAAUCAUAAGGUUUUCCCUUUAAAUCAGAAUUAUAAUUCUGUCUAGAUCAGAAGCAGCUAUUUCUUUUUCUUUAAAUACUUUUAAAAGUCUGAAAGCAUUUUCUGCUGCUUCACGUACUUUCCAAGUGUAAACUUUGAGAAAAGCAGGCUUUCUUAUAGGAAAUAUUCCAGAAAUUCUAAAAGGAAGUCAUUUCUAUAAAUAUGUUUUUAAUUUGUGCAUAUUUUUAAUUUGUCCUUUUCUAAAUCAUGUCAAUAAGUCUAAAACUUCUAAAUAAUACAAUAAUCUUUGUGAGAAAAAAGUUUGUGUGUUUUCUACAGUAAAUUCAAUGGAAUUGGAUUCUUCCACAGUAAAUUCUAACUGAAUACUUAAUAACAAUAGGCCAUGAACACAGAACUAAAGUCUCCCCCAGCAUGCCAAGGUGCUUUUGAUUAGAACACUCCCUGCCUUCACCAGCGAUAAACUAUAUGUAUACGUGUGUGUGUGUGUGUGUGUGUGUGUGUGUACACCUAUGUAUGUAUGACGUGUUGCUGGCUCUGGCACAGCCCUGGUACUAAAUAGGCUGUGUUCUAUUAUAUGUCUGGAAAGUUUAUCCUACUGGUGUGAUAAACUUGUGUCAUAACAACAGAAUUAAAAGAAACCAUUCUCCAUCAGUUUCACUUGGUAAUUAUGGAAUACCUUUCUGAGAUGCUUUUAUUUGGUUUUCCCAAUGAAUACAUUCAGAUUUUAAAUUGUGUUCAUAAUUCUCCCAGUGCAAAACAAUGCUGUCUGAAGAUGCCUUUGUUAUGCUUUGACUCAAUGCAUAUUCAGUCUGAGAAAAGGAAUGUAAACAGGUGUGCUACUCAGUGUGUGUCAAGGAAGAGAGGAAGCCAGAAGCAGCCGCAGAGAAGGCCUGAGCCUGGCUGGCAGGCAGGCAGCCUCCUAGGUAGCCCAGGCCAGUUAUCAUGUGGGGGAUCUUAGUUUAUUCCGUGUGAAAAGCCGAGCAUUUGCUGCAGGAGCAGCAGGUGAUGGUGGAGUAUGGAUGUCCGAAGCCUGUCUUGUGAUUCCAGACAGAAGCAGGAUUUCGUAGAUGGGCAAAUGACAGUAAUCCCUGUGAUCCGGGCUACAUUCUUCUGAAAGUGUUGGUCUCUGGUACACCCACAGCUUAGGCUGGCUGCUGGAGUCACAGUCUGUGUUGAGGGUUAUUGCCUGGAAACCCUGACAGUAUAAUGUGCUGUGCCAAGGGGACAUGGGAAGUGUGACGCUGGUGUCAGCGAGUAGCUGCUGGGAAAACAUGGUUACAUGUAGACAGAGUCAAACGUGGAUUUCUUUACAGCGGCACCCGCGUCUUCUGCCUUGCUGGGGCCUGUCUGUUCCUCCGGGCAUUACUCCUGACAGGGCAUCAAAGAAGCUGAAAACACUCUCACGCAAGAACUUCACUUAGAGAAGCUGGCACAGAACCCAGCAAAAUUAGCAUUUUUAUCUGGAAUUAGGUAACAGAAUAUUAAAUACCAUGGUCCAGAAGAGAAAGAACAUCUGUAUGGUUUUUAUCCUAUUUUUGCUCAUUUUCAAGCCUUUUUUAUUUUUUAUAUUUUAUCUCUAAAUAUUUAUAUUUUAUUGUUCUUCAAGUUCUUUUAUUUAACUGAGAAAUAUUUGUUUAGAUUCUUUGUAUCAGGUGAACUGGAAGUACAAGUCUGUUUAAAGGUGAUCCUGCAGAUCAUUCCCUUUAAAUUCAUUUAUCCUCGGCAGACUUUCCCCGUGGGCUGUCACUUGUAUUCUGUAGGCUUUGUUUUAAGAUCUAGGAGCUGGGCAUGGUAGCUCUGCCUGUAAUCCUAUAACAUGGGAGAGUGGGCAGAAAGAUGCGAGUUCAAGGCCAACCUGGGCUACGUGGAAAGACCCUGUUUCUACAUUAUUCUGGUUCUCUCAGUCAGUUUAUAUGUGCUGUAAAGUUGGUGACCGCCCCUCCUCAGACUCUGCGCUGAGCUGGCGCAGGAGAAUGCUACCGUGUUGUCACCGGCAGCCCAGUGUUUUUCAGGGGAGUCUGAUACAUACACUGUCAUAAGCAAGUCUGUUUUUCUCGUUUAAGCACUUUCCCUCGUGAGGGCACUUGAACGUAGCAUGUCUCUUGGGUUCCCAACAGUUCAAAGAUUCUUCUUACGCAAGAAUAGUACGAAGUAACUCAAGACUCAGAUCCAUCAGCAGCUGUCUGUGGAUCUCUGUAACUGUCCGAUCAUCCAGUCCACAGAGGAGUGAAGAGGUUUUCAAAAGUGAAAAUGCUCAAACCUUGGUUUUAUAUGUGCAGAACCAUCCACACUGCCUCAGAAUUUUACAGCGUCCCUAACUCUGGCGUCUCAAGGAGGCAGAAGCACCAGGGUGUAAGGGUCGUUCUUCCCGCCUCCCUUUGCUUGCUCCUGCCCGGAUGGCCAUCUGUCCAUUUGUCCAUCUGUCUCAGGGCCUCUUCCCCACCCACGGCCUCUUCCCAGCUACCCGUCUAUGCUGUAUCUCAGGAUGUCCUGUCUCUCCGACCAAGGAUCUCCAGCCAACGUGGAACCACUGACUGUGGCUCUGGAGUGACCACCUCUAAUUCCCUGCUUCUCAGGCCUCCCAGGAAAGGUCACGUCGUGACCUGGAAGUACACAUAGACAGCUUUGCACAUUCCUGACACAGCUCCAUGUUUUCUGCGUAAAACGCGCUGGUGAACCUGACUGUGACAUUCCCCAUCACUUGGGCCUUUUCCUAAAGUCGGUCUAGAAUAUCAGUUCCCUGCUACUUGACCGAGGGCUGCCACUCCCCAGAGGCCUGUGCAACCAUUCCCAGUGUUUAUCUGGUGGAGAUGCUAUAUGGAAAAAGCCUGGAGCUCCAAUCAUUCUGAGUAUUUUUAGUAUUUUUUUUUAAAGUAUCAAAUACACCUUUGACUCUGAAGAGGGACAGAAAAUACAACCUGAACUAAGUGUUGUGUAGUGUCCUGAUUCUGUUUGUCUCUAAAAAACAUACUGCCCGGCUCCCAUCAGCCACUUGGAAUCUCUUAAAGCAGUGGUCUCAACCUCCCUGAUGCUGUGACCCAUUAAUGCAGUUCCUCAUGCUGUGGUGACCCCCCCCCCAUAAAGUUAUUUUGUUGCUCCUUCAUCACAGCAGCCUUGCUAGUGUUGUGACUUGUAAUGUAAACGUCUGAUAUGCCGCCCACAGGAGUCAGCACCCAGAGGUUGAGAACCACUGUCCCAAGUGUAAACAGUAAGUGUGUAUAAAUGAGGACAGUUAACUCACAAUGUAAACGUGUUCUUUAGAUAUUUUCUUUGUGACUCAAGAGUAAGCCAAGUUUGUGGGUAAUGUAGUAUGGUCAUUAAAUCUAAUCUGUAAGCCAGGAGAAGCAGCCUUUCGAGUGUAUGUUUUCUAAAGACUGUGACUGUUCCAGCUAGGAAGAUCAGCUCCUGGAAUAAGAACAUAACUCCUAUAGCCUUUCUAGUAGAAAAUGGCGUCUGUCUGCCAUUGUACCAGGGUGUUUGUUCCUGCCUAUAGUGUUUCAAUAGUUUGUAUGUGGGGAGAGCACAUUUUACAAUUUCUUGGAAAAGUGAAUUUAUGUGCUGAAUUAAAUCCUCCAGUUUAGUCUAAAGAGAAUUACUGGUUUUGGAGACAAGAGCACAGGGCUGUGGUCCCUGUCCCAUCAUCGACUUUACUAUGUGACCUCAAGCAAUGACUGAACUUCUCUGUGCCUCAGUUUCUCCAUAUUACAAGAUGGGGAUAAUGAUAAUCAACCACUGCCUACCUCAUAGGGAUGUUGAGGACAAGUAGGGUGACAGAUAAGUGUGGGUGCUUGGCCCUCCUUGAAGGUGCUACAUAAACUGCGGCAGCAUUGUUUCUAAUGAUCCAGUUCAUUGUAUUUAGGGUUAGAUAAUAGCAAUACUUCUUGUCGUGUUUCAAUUUGAGGCACAUUUCUUCUCUUCUAUAGCCAGAUCCCGAGUUUCCAUUUAUUGAUGGUACCUAAGGAACUGACACGGGUGUUUGUUUUCUGUCUGAUGGUAAUAUGUCAAUUCUGAAUAGUCAUAAAGGUUGGACUUUAACUUGUGAUGUUUUCUAGUUUACAUGUAAUGAACCUUAUUCAAGUUGUGUAUUAAAAGUAUAAUUACUUGUAAAUAACAGGUACGUUGUAAUUAAAGGCACUUAUCAACUUGUCUUUGUUCUUUUUAAAUUGUAAUAAAGGUCAGU
This is a messenger RNA of Chionomys nivalis (European snow vole), 8728 nucleotides long. RefSeq names its product phosphoprotein membrane anchor with glycosphingolipid microdomains 1 (gene Pag1). Gene Ontology annotation, biological process: negative regulation of T cell activation; intracellular signal transduction. The transcript has 9 exons. Bases 606 to 1895 code for a protein of 429 amino acids. Gene Ontology annotation, cellular component: membrane raft; plasma membrane. Lineage: Eukaryota; Metazoa; Chordata; Mammalia; Rodentia; Cricetidae. The record is from RefSeq and is a predicted model, not a curated record.